Dibothriocephalus latus is the source of this 327-nucleotide messenger RNA. The record is from the annotation of a GenBank genome assembly. NCBI's taxonomy places the organism in Eukaryota, Metazoa, Platyhelminthes, Cestoda, Diphyllobothriidea, Diphyllobothriidae.
AUGUAUCAACUGAGCUUGCGCUUGGAAUGUCCCCGACCCAUCCCGUCCGCAAUCCCACCCGUCCCACCUCCAACCUUCCACCGCCUAAGCCAGUCUAAAAAGUCGGCGGCUUAUUCGCUUCUGGGGCGGAAAGGUGAUGACAAUCUCGCCCAAAUGCCGCGGGCGAACACUACAAAAGUGAUAAUUUGUCAGGAGCAGAAAAUGCAUGACGCGGGCUUGCGCCAUGGUGAUGCGGUUGGUGCCAGUGGGUCGGAAAUCUCGCAGGCAGUUAAGGAGGGCAAUGCCGGGGGAGGAUGGGGGGCGGUGAACUUUGACUCAGGGUUCUAG